AUGCAUUUCGGCCUUCUAAUCGUCACGUUAGGCCUAUGGGCGACACUGGUUUCUUCCUGUCCUGAUAUGAGUGAGCUCACCGAUUACGCACCUUGGGGGACUUUAGCAAACAUCGGACGAUUAUCGCGCAAGUCCCCUUAUUGGCCCAACGGAAUUGUCAAGUGGUGCUUCGAAUCUACUGGCAAAUAUGCAGUCAGUGAUGAAUUUAAAGCGAGGUUUGAGAAGGGUCUGAAACUAUGGACCGACUAUACCGAUCUUCUGGUAAAAUUCCAGAGGAAAGACGCAUGUCCUGCAACCAACAAGGAAUCUGCCCAUUUCCUUCGUGUGCGAUUGGACCCGAAGGCCAAACUUUGCAUGACCACAAAUGGCUACAAGGGCGAUCAAAUGAUACAUGACUUUGGAGAUCCCCCCAAUAUUUGA
Penicillium alfredii is the source of this 420-nucleotide messenger RNA. RefSeq lists its product as uncharacterized. The record is from RefSeq and is a predicted model, not a curated record. The transcript has a single exon. NCBI's taxonomy places the organism in Eukaryota, Fungi, Ascomycota, Eurotiomycetes, Eurotiales, Aspergillaceae. The coding region runs from base 1 to 420 and encodes 139 amino acids.